This is a messenger RNA of Fusarium sp. VM40, 1350 nucleotides long. The record is from the annotation of a GenBank genome assembly. NCBI's taxonomy places the organism in Eukaryota, Fungi, Ascomycota, Sordariomycetes, Hypocreales, Nectriaceae.
AUGACAGACCUCCUCCAAAUCCUUCCUUCUUUCCCCCUGCGCCCCUUCGCCGCUCUCAUCCCAACCAUUGAGCAAAAUGCUCUCACGACAAUAGACCUCCUUACUCUUCAUCCCGCCGAUAUCGCCAAGCAGACACGCCUCCCUAUCCUUGAUCUCAAGCGUCUGAUAGCCGCGGUGCAGGCUUCUCUCUCGGACGACCUUACGCCUCAGCAGCCGCUUCUGCAACCAGAACCUGAUCCUGAUGCUGAGUCUAGUGAGCAGCUGGAGCCCAGGGUCAUCAGUACUCUUGAUGAUGGCCUCGAUGCUGCGUUGGGAGGCGGCGUGCCCGUGGGUGUAAUCACAGAAAUCACUGGUGAAAGCGGCGCUGGAAAGACUCAGGCCCUUCUAUCGCUUUGUCUCGCCGUUCAACUUCCGCCUCCUCAUGGUAUCGGUCGCGAGGCCGUUUACAUCUCAACUGAAGCAGCUCUCGCUACGAGCCGUCUUGCUCAGAUGCUAAAAUCAAAUCCUAUCCUCCAACAAUACGAUGACCCUGACACUCGGCCUUCGCUCGAUGCUAUUCACAGCGCCGUCACUCCAGAUCUCGAAACCCAAGACCAUAUCCUAGAUUUCCAGGUCCCCGUUCUACUAUCCCGCCACAACAUCGGUCUCAUCAUCCUUGACUCUGUAGCCGCAAACUACCGCGCCGAGUUUGAGCGGCAAGGCUCUCACGGCUCUAAUAUGGCCGCACGAAGUGCUGAACUUGUCCGUCUCGGCGCUCUUCUGCGCGACCUUGCCCGCAGGCAUAAUCUAGCUGUUGUUGUGGCCAACCAAGUCGCCGAUCGGUUCUCAUCCAGCUCUGUACCACGACAUGCACCUCCUAGAAGCAGCGGCGUCGUUUAUGAGAGUCCCCUUGCCUCACGGAGUAUGCCUCCUCCCUCCUCUACACAUUUCCCCAGCACGCCCUCGUCAUCACUGCCGUUUUCCUUACAAGACCCCGAAGGUCCUCCACCGCUACCUGCUCUAAUGCUUGACCACCAACAGCGUUGGUUCACAGGCUGGGGCGACGAUCCUCACGCCUCUUACUCGCUCAAGACGCCCAGUCUGGGUCUCGUAUGGUCGACGCAGAUUGCCUGUCGAGUUGCGCUGUUCAAGCGGCCUUUUUAUGGCCGUAUAAGACAAGCUGGGCCGGUGACUGCAGAGGACGACUCUGACUUGGCGGCCCCGACACUGCGAGGGUGGCGAAGAUGGAUGAAAGUUGUCUUUGCGCCCCAUGUAGCCUCAACUGGCCAGGGCUUGGACGGGGCGGUUGAGUUUGAGGUUACAAUGGGAGGGCUGAAGACCAUCAAGAUUCAGAAAGUAAAACGCCAAUAA